AUGCUCGACGACGGGGACGGCAUCAUCACCUCCGAGGAGCUCAUCAGGGGCGUCGCGCGGCUGAAGGGCCCCGCCGGCAGCAUGGACCUGCUGAAGUUGAUGGAAGACGUCCGGGCGGUCAUAGGCAAAGUCCACACGGAGCUGAAGAGCCAGAGCUCCAUGCUGUCCAUGUCACAGUCCCUCUCGCUCAACCUUCACGAAGGGCUCUCUCGGUCCCAGACUCCCGAGCCGCUGCGCCGAGCACUGCAGCAGCGCGGCGAGUAUCGCUUGGAGCCGGCUGGGGUGCUGAGGCAGACGUGGAGCGUCUACCUCUGCAUGGGCGCUUCUCCGAGCAGCCCGAGCGUAAGAAGCGUUUGA
Messenger RNA from Prorocentrum cordatum, 357 nucleotides. Lineage: Eukaryota; Dinophyceae; Prorocentrales; Prorocentraceae. The record is from the annotation of a GenBank genome assembly.